Messenger RNA from Triplophysa dalaica, 1981 nucleotides. It is a transcript of the gene snx12, whose product is annotated as sorting nexin 12. Gene Ontology annotation, biological process: late endosome to Golgi transport; endocytic recycling. The transcript has 5 exons. The record is from RefSeq and is a predicted model, not a curated record. Gene Ontology annotation, cellular component: early endosome membrane; retromer complex. Gene Ontology annotation, molecular function: phosphatidylinositol-3-phosphate binding. Lineage: Eukaryota; Metazoa; Chordata; Actinopteri; Cypriniformes; Nemacheilidae. The coding region runs from base 182 to 664 and encodes 160 amino acids.
CUUUCUAAGAAACGUAUGGUUUCCUGUGGCAUUGCUGAUCUUGAACAUCUAAGUUUUACAUUCCCAGAAGUGCUAACCCCAUUUUAAUCUCCAUCGAUUUCAUGUCUUAACAAAAAACAUCUUAUUCGUACGCGUCCUAGACUACACAUCAAGGUAGUUAGUCUGAAAGAAGUCGUCAAAAAUGUCCGAACCCACUGUCGCCGACACUCGCCGGUUAAACUCCAAACCGCAGGACCUUACGGACGCUUACGGGCCUCCUAGCAACUUUCUGGAAAUCGACGUGUACGACCCGCAGACUAUAGGAGUUGGACGCAAUCGGUUCACCACUUACGAAGUUCGGAUGAGGACGAAUCUUCCCAUUUUCAAGCUGAAGGAUUCAUGUGUACGGCGAAGAUACAGCGAUUUCGAAUGGCUGAAAAAUGAGCUGGAAAGGGACAGCAAGAUUGUUGUGCCUCCAUUGCCUGGAAAGGCUUUAAAGAGACAGCUCCCCUUUCGUGGUGAUGAAGGCAUUUUUGAAGAUUCCUUCAUAGAGGAGAGACGAUCUGGACUUGAACAGUUUAUCAACAGAAUUGCAGGCCAUCCUUUGGCCCAGAACGAACGCUGUCUUCACAUGUUCCUGCAGGAUGAAAGUAUUGACCGGAACUACAUUCCUGGAAAAGUGUGAAUGAAGUAAGUUUAGUUUUUUACUCUCAGUAUCAUGAUGUUGUAAACCGACGUGGCGAAAACCAUGUUUGCAUGAUUGCUCAUCACUCCAAUCAAAUUGUACUGUGGGCAGUCACAAGGUCAUACUUACAAAAUCCAUUUUAACAUCGUCUUUCAUUCUAUUUCUUUGCUAAUAUUCUUUUGCAUUUGCUUGUUACUUCCUUACCAGUCAAAAUCUACUUAUAUUUUGUCUGCAUGUCUUGAUUGCAUGAUUUGUGUUGUAAAGUCUGGUUUAACAAGUCAGUGGGUUUCAUAAAAAUUGUAUCACAUUUUGACGUUUUUUUGUGUAAAUCAAGUUAUUCCUUGUUAUCUAUUGUGGGGGUCAAAAAUAAAAGAGACUACAUAACCGAUCAACCAAAUCAACACUGUUCAAAUUAUGGCAUUAAUAAUUGAAACAUUCCUGAGUGUAUUUGUAAUGUUCUGUCAAGAUCUCUUGACAGUUUUGUUUAAUGUCUCUUGGUUUGUUAUCCAAAGGUUUCGUAAAGGUUCCCUGUCCUGGAUCCAUCAGCUCUACCAGCUUUUUUCCUGCACAUCAAUCAGAGCCUUUACAGCUGCUGUCUAUAUUAUCUGUAUAUAUAUAUAUUUCUAAUCUCAGACAUAGCUUGACUAUAACACCUAUUUACCCAGAAGACAUCUGUAUGCUGUAUUUAUACCUCACAGCCUCCGUUUUUGUGACAAACAUGCUUUAUUGGUUGACCAAAGCAAAUCUAAAACAUUCCUUUUAGUUAUUUCGCUGCUUUCAACAAUGAACCACACUUUUUAUGUAACUAUUAGACAGCUGGUAAGGUUUUCCACAACUUAUUCUUUUUUUCACGAUACGAAAAAGCCUGAUACUAAAAACAUUGAAAGCAUUUUAUGAAUUAAAACUGAACCCCAUUUGACCAACCCCAUCUUAUUGAUCAUUCUAACUCUUAAAAUGUAGCGCUUCAGAGUGAGCUGAAACUGGGAACCUCUGCAAUGUCUUCCUUUUUCACAUUCCAUGUCUCAUAUUUAUUCUAAAUGACUAAAUAUGUGUUAGAAGAACACUUUUGAAUCACUGUAUUUCUUUUUGCAUAGUGUCUGUGUAAUGAGAAUGUACAUAUUCAAUCACUGUGAAAAAGAUUUUUGUUAGGUCAAACUACUGUUGUCAUACAAGUCAUCUCCCUUCAAAUUUGUUCAUGUUCUUUUCUUUCUUUUUAUCAGUUAUUUUCAGGACCUUGAAAAAGAUAAUGGCACUCGUUGAUUUUUAAAUGGCUAGCCAUCCUUUCUAACCAUUAAUAAACCAUCUCUCUCUCCUUUA